This is a messenger RNA of Emiliania huxleyi CCMP1516, 1104 nucleotides long. RefSeq lists its product as hypothetical. The record is from RefSeq and is a predicted model, not a curated record. The transcript has 3 exons. Bases 1 to 1104 code for a protein of 367 amino acids. Lineage: Eukaryota; Haptophyta; Isochrysidales; Noelaerhabdaceae. Gene Ontology annotation, molecular function: protein binding.
AUGACAAGCGAUCCCACGUCAGCGAUUGUGGCCGAGCUCGCCGCCCUCGCGGCGUCGCUCAACGCUCAGGGCGACCACUUUGGGGCCGUCGAGGCCCUCACCAAAGCCAUCGCCCUCUCGCCGCACGACGUGUCUUUGCUUGAGGCCCGGUCGGGCGCCUGCGCGCGUCUGGACAAGCACGCGGCCUGCCUGCACGACGGCGAGCUGAUCGUCCGGCUGACACCAGACUGGUACCGCGGCCACGCGAUCUGCGGCUCCGCUCUGUUUUGCCUCAAGCAGUACACCGCCUCUGUGCUCGCCUAUCGGCGCGCGCUUGGCUUUGCGGUGGGCUCGCCGGCGGAGCGCGGCUUGCAGUCGGCGCUCGUCGACGCGUGCGGCCGCGUCGACGGCGCCUUGCGGCAGUGCUCGAUGCUCGGCGACACGACGCAGCUGUGCUCCCUGCUCUCCUCCGGCGCGGCGCGGAUCGACGCGCCCGAUGAGAAGCACGGCUUCACGCCCCUACUUCUCGCCGCCGCCGCGGGGCAUCCCGGAUGCGUGCGGGCGCUCCUCGACGGCGGUGCUUGCGCGGGCGCGCGCGACCGGUACGGCAAGACGGCGCUGAUGUGGGCGGCGGCGCAGAGGCACGAGGGCGUGGCCGACGUGCUGCUGCGCCGCUGCGCGUCUGAGGCUGCCUCGCUCGUUGCAACCGACUCAGCGGGCUGGGACGCACUGCACGCCGCCUGCUUGUCGGGCUGCCUGCCACUUGUCGAGCGCCUGCUGCCGCUGGCGGACGUGGGGCGAGCGGCAGUCGACGGCUCCACCUACCUGCACGCCGCCGCGCAGGGCGGCCACGUGGCCGUGGCUCGGCUCCUUCUCGACCGACGCGCCGACCCGUCCGCAAGACAGACCCGCGGCAAGCGGCCCCUCGACCUUGCAUCCGCGGCGCGCAAGUCUGAGGUCGUCGCGCUGCUUCGGCCGCUUACGCCAGAGCUGCCGCCCUCCUCGUGCAUUGCAACAGGGCUAGCGACGCCGACGGGGCGCUCGAUGGCGAUUGCCGUGGGUCUCGCGUUUGUUGCGGUGUGGUGGGUGUUGGCGCCGGUUCUUGGCGAACCGCCGCCCACGUAA